Molecule: messenger RNA, 1743 nt
Organism: Parastagonospora nodorum SN15
Lineage: Eukaryota; Fungi; Ascomycota; Dothideomycetes; Pleosporales; Phaeosphaeriaceae
Exons: 6
Coding region: 1-1743 (580 amino acids)
Source: RefSeq, a predicted model, not a curated record
AUGGCGUUGUGCUGUCAUGGAUACAACCCUUCUGACUUGCCUGACUACGUCAACCCUGAUCCGCCAGGAACAUUGCCCAAGCUGUCUGAGAAGGCUUUGGAAUUCCGUCACGCUCUUGGCGACUACCUUGAAGCUUUUGCUGGUGGCAACUGUCCAACGGACUCUAAACCGAUACUGCACAGUUGGUACAAGAACGAGAAAGAAGACAGCGGCGGGAAUGAGGACACGAGCGCGGAAGCAGGACAAGAGACAGCAGCGCUCGAUCCUUCUGUACCUAGCAUUGAUCCAUGCGAGGCGUGGAUGCAUGUUGAACCAGAACUACGGAUCCUCAUCAGAACCCCUGAAAAUGAAUGGUCUGUGGAUCAAGUCGACAUGGCGAGGGACUGGAAUGACGACGUCCCUAUCCGGUAUCCGAGGACUUCAGUGGCCGAUUUGCGCGAUUUCCAGGACAAUUACCCCGAUUUCAACCCGCAGCCAUUGUUGGAAACCAUGCUCAACAAUCUGACCAUCUGGAAUCGGGUUCUAGAUACGUUCGAAGGAACAAAUUCAACAUUCUGCUAUCGAAUAGAUAUCGGAACAGGUACCAUUUUAGCAGACACGUCCACAUCCGCGAUUUUGGGCGAUGUGCAAGGAAAUCUCUCUACACCCAGUACAUCGGGGCCAUUGCAGAGUCGCUUCAUCCAACCGGACAUAGCAGGACCAUCUAAGGGCCAAGCUCUGAGAGACCCGCAUUUUCAAAUACCUUUACUGAACACAAUCCUUCUGGGCAUUCAACGCGGAACGCGGCCUGGAGUUGAGGACGGGGCGGAAGACGCACGACUCAAUCUAGAUGGGUACCGUGAUACGCGGACUUCGGGUCGCGACCAACCUUACAUUCGCGACAGAUGGGUCAUGGCACACUUCCACUUUGAUGAUAAUCGGCAAGUUUUCAUGGCCGGGGCAAAUGGGCACAGCUACAUCGCAUUCACUGCUGUCAGUUUUUACCAUGGUAAUCGCGCUAUCAACUCGAAUACACCAGGUGUUCACGGCGCUCCUGGCUGGCGUGUGGACUGGCGAGGCGCCAACAGUGGCUUGGGAAACACGGCGCGAAUCAUCAUCCGUUGCCCUCACGAUGACAGCGAACAGUCUCCCAUACGUGGGAGGACAAUAACGAGAAUGCUAGCAGGUUACGAUGUACCACGGAACGGUAAUUGGCCAGAUCGCUGGCCCGGUCUCGGACGGUUCACGACCCUACUCGACAGCCUCUGGGCUACAGGAAUCCUGAAUAUUGGAGGUCUGAACUCACUGCGGCAAGACAACCAAAUAGGCUUGACUAAUGAAUACGGUGAAAUACCUGCUGGCAUGCUUCCGUAUCCACAAUUUCGACGCCCGCUUCCCCAAAAUCAGAUGCCGCCUCAACCCAACCUACUCAUCACUCCAUAUCAUCAGAACUUCCGGAUUACAUCGUUCUGGCAAAACAGCCAUAACUUCGCUUCAGUAUAUGACUACAACAUCCCGAUACCUAGUGAAUGGCCCGGGAUUCUCACACCUCCCCCACCUCCUCCCCCUCCACCAGGAACGCCGCCUCCUCCACCCCCGCCAGGAUCACCUCCAGAUACACCGGGUCCAGGACCUCCUCAUCCGGGACCUCCCCCAGGCAUGCGGCCACCAUCGGCCGGUGGUAAUGGCUCUAUGCCUGACAUGGGUCCAGCUCAGCAGAACAUGAGUCUGGAGCAUCAAAUGGGUGACUUGAGUUUGGAAUGA